Sycon ciliatum is the source of this 3276-nucleotide messenger RNA. Its product is annotated as muskelin-like. The transcript is spliced from 26 exons. Gene Ontology annotation, molecular function: protein binding. Lineage: Eukaryota; Metazoa; Porifera; Calcarea; Leucosolenida; Sycettidae. The record is from RefSeq and is a predicted model, not a curated record. Gene Ontology annotation, cellular component: cytoplasm. Bases 198 to 2573 code for a protein of 791 amino acids.
UCAUUGAUCAUCGACUUUUUUGGUAUUUUUCGUCUGAUCUCUUUCAAUUUUUGGAAUAUGUACAAUUUGAACCCAAUUUACACCGUCGGUCGUUGUUGCUGAAGUGAAGGGCAAGUGUGUGCACCUAUGGUUGCCGCCUCCUGCUCAUCUAGACGGCAUCACCAAUGUUAUUCUUUGUUGAGCACUAAACUGACGCUAUGAAACGAACAACUGAUCAUGCUGGAAUAAACUACGUGGAGGUUGAGCACAGAUAUGCUCCUCCAGCCAAGCGUGCCUAUCAUACUGACGGACGAGAAGAUGUAGAAAACGUGAAACUCUCUUAUUCUGUUCACAAAUGGUCGAGCUACCAGCCUGGAUUCCACCCAAGAAACAUCCGUGACAGCGCUGCUCCCGAGACUAGAUGGAUGACCCGGUCCAAUGUCCCUCCGCAGUUUGUUAUCCUAAAGCUUGACAAUCCAGCAGUCGUUGAAUCUGUGUCCUUUAUCAAUCGGAAUGUAGCGCAUGUGUGCCAGCUACGUUUUGCCAAAGUGUACGGCGGUUUAAACGAAGAUCAGUUUGUGGAGCUCGGAAACCUACAACUGGUACAAGGCUCGCCCACCAAUUGCUUUUCUUUGCUGCCGGUCAGUGAUAAGUCAGUGGCAUCACUACAGCGAUGUGUGCCUUGCAUCUACUUCAAGAUUGUGCCACUUGAAAGCUACGAUAAGAAGUUCAACCUGUCAAUUUGGAAUGUUGAAUUAAGUGGCUACGCAUCACCGACUAUUGUUGUGCCAGCAUGUACUCGUCUGAAUAAGUAUUUAGAAGAGGAAUCCAUGCGCUUGUGCAUGAAGUUCCUACGAGAUAAGUGCCACAUUGAUGUAUUGAAGCAGCUGAUGGACCGCACUGGGACGUGCUUUGAGGACGCGUGGCUCACCACUUUCCAUCGGCAACUAGUUGAGCUGAAAAACUUCAAGGAGGCCGAAGAAAUGCUGAUGAAAGCUGCUGAUGAUGGUGUGUUUGAGCGGCACUGCAUGCAAUCAACGGGUGUAUUGCGUUGGACUGAGAUCAAGCCAUCGAGCGUUUCUCAAGAACGCAACACUAGUGAGGACCUAUGCUGGCCCAUCGGUCGAGGUGGCCACGACAUGUGUGUUGAUUCGGAACAAGGCUUUCUUUAUCUAUUUGGUGGUUGGGAUGGACGCACAGAUCUUGGUGACUUGUGGCGCUUCAAUAUUCGAUUGGAGACUUGGGAGUGUCUGUCGCUGAAUACUGAAAAUGAGGGUGGCCCCAGUGCACGCUCCUGUCACCAGAUGUGCAUGGAUGUGUCGCGUCAGCGUCUGUACGUCAUGGGCAGGUUCUACAGCAUACUCAGCAAGGAGUAUGAUGAGCAGAAUUCUGCAGGUAAUUUCUAUUGCUAUGACAUUCCAAGUAGAACCUGGACGGAGCUGAGUGCAUCUGGCGUGCCAAUCUGCAUCUACGAUCAUCGGAUGUGCUUCGAUGAAAGUCACAACAGAAUAUUUGUCUUUGGCGGCCGCCGUAGAAGAACCGGUCCGUUGACUAACCAAGAGAACGAGUACAGCGGCUUGUAUAGGUACGACGUGGAGUCUGGAAACUGGACUAUGCUCAGAUCAGGGUCAGAGCCAGGCGAUGGUCCACUAGCCGGUCGUGUAUCUCAUGGCAUGGCCCUAGUUCCAAGCCAAACGGGUGGUUGUCAGCUGGUAGUAUUCGGUGGUCAACGCGAGGGAAGCCCUGGUCGUUUCCAUGGUGCUGAGUGCUAUGAUCCAUCGACCGACAAAGUGGAGCUUCUCCCUGUUCCUCUACAGAAUAACUCUAGUAGCGAUGAAGCUGGCAAUGGGUUCAAUAGUGUUCAAAUGCCCAAUGGCUCAGUGGAGUGUAUUUAUGAUCAAGAUCGACAUGAACUGCGCAUUUGUCCGAGUGUUUUCGGUGGUGAUGUUCAAACAACUACGCCACCGCCUACUGUCAAGUCUCACAUGCAGAACUUCCUUGUGGCAUUCUCGCUGAAAGAUAUGCAGCUGAGCUGGAUAAGCGACGUGCAAGAUCCCGGACCCCGUACUUCGGAGUCAGGUGGAUGGCCUCAAAUCCGAAGCAUGCACAGCUUUGUGUACGACCCCAAGUCCAAGGCUCACUUUGUGUUUGGCGGCCAUGACUGUCACCAGAAUGGUAGAGAAAGGCUCGACGAUCUCUGGCGACUGACGAUCGAAAGACCUACGCAUGCAGCUAUCCUCCGCCGAGCUAUACUAGAUAUCCGCAAGCUACGGUGUCUUCACCUUGCCUCAAGCGAUCUGCCCGCAGCAAUACGCUAUCUUCAGAGUGAUGUUGGAUCGUUUGUAGAUAAGACCGUGGAGGAAGAGCGUGAAGAGCUCCAUUCGCUUUGCAAUGAAGUGUUUCAAGUGGCGCAUGAUACGAGAAGCGGUGUGGAUCAAGACGACUCCAGUUCUCCGACCAGCUUGAUUUAUUAUCGUAAAAAGCUGUUUCAGAGGAUCAGCUCCUAUUUUCCGCAGGAAAACGCUGCGCCUCGCUCUAACCUGAAAGAAGUCGUUAGCAUUGACAAGGACGCGCUGUUUAAAUUCGAGAUUUGACACCACAUCCCCCAUGUUGUGGAGCACAUUCGCUGGUGUUGACGUUUCGUUUGUUAGUGUCUCGUAGUUUAUCUUUCUACUAGCCAUGGGCUCCCUUUAUUUCAUUGUGCCAUGGCUGUCUGUGUUUUGUUUUGUUAACGCUGCGUAUACAAUCUUUACUUUCCAUUGUGCUGUGACGCGAUGCUUUCUCCCAUAGUGUGUUUGGUGUUGAUGUGGAGCCCCUUGUCCUCUCUCUCACCACUGGACUAGUAUGUACAGGAAGUCUCGGACUAUAAUAUGAUUGUGCUUAUUUUCUCUCUUUCUUUCCAUGUUGAGACCUAUUCCUAAGUUGGUGUACCGGCUACAUAUUCUCAGCCGCCAAGUCUAUUCUCUAGAUUUUUACUCAUAGGCUUAUACUUGCCUUGUGCGUUUCGUCUUUUUUUUUUACUUUAACCCGUAUCUUUAACCCCGUAUCUCCUCAUUAUCUUGCAGUAACCAGUGUUAUCAGUAGUUGGCCAUUGCUCAAGGCGUCUUCUUGAUUUUAGCCCCGUCUUCCUUUAUUGUAUUGCCGUAACUAGUUUCAUCACACUACCCACACAGUGUGUCUUGAUCAUGACUGUGGGAUUUCUAGUGCUCCGUACGCCAUACCCAGACGCUGUGCACGCUGUCUGUCGCAUUUCAUUUGCUGGUUCUUUCGAUCAUUCUCUCGGAGUCCCCGUCUGUA